Aspergillus saccharolyticus JOP 1030-1 is the source of this 984-nucleotide messenger RNA. Its product is annotated as SGNH/GDSL hydrolase family protein. The transcript has 4 exons. Lineage: Eukaryota; Fungi; Ascomycota; Eurotiomycetes; Eurotiales; Aspergillaceae. The record is from RefSeq and is a predicted model, not a curated record. Bases 66 to 848 code for a protein of 260 amino acids.
UCUGAUCGUCCACAGUUCUCAAUCCCAUUUUUCUUCGUCUGCAGACUACCACCACAGCAAUUAUCAUGGCGAACGGAGUUUCCGCAAAUGGACAGGAGUCCGCCUACAAGCCGUACGAUCAGAUCCUUCUCUUCGGCGACUCCAUCACCGAGUAUGGUAGUAACCAAGACAUGGGCUUCGGAUUUCACGCCGCAUUGCAGCAUGCAUACAGUCGUCGUUUCGAUGUCGUGAACCGUGGCUUAGCCGGCUACGCCACCUGCCAUGCAGUUAAGGUCAUAUCGCAAUGCAUUCCCCCUCCGGAAAGAGCCACUGUGCGACUCAUGACCAUCUGGUUCGGCGCCAAUGAUUCCUGUCUGCCCGCUUUCUCGCAGUACGUCCCCUUGGAACAAUAUAAGACGAACCUCAAACACAUCAUCCAACACCCCGCUACGGUCGCGCAAAACCCGCGCAUCCUCAUCAUCACUCCGCCUCCAAUCAACGAAUACCAGUUGGAGUUCUUCGACAAGAGCAAGGGGAACCCGCACCCGACGCGGACGAACCAGAAUGCCAAGGUCUACGCGGAGGGCGCCCGCGACCUCGCGGCUGAACUGGGAGUGCCGGUUGUCGACGUGUGGACGGCGUUCAUGUCGGCGGUGGGAUGGAAAGAGGGCCAGCCUUUGGUGGGGUCGAGGGAUUUGCCGAACGACGAGAAGUUUGCCAGCUUGUUCACAGAUGGCUUGCAUUUGUCCGGAGAAGGUUAUCGCAUUGUGUAUGAUGCGCUGAUGAAGACGAUUGAGGCGAAUUGGCCAGAUCUGCUGCCGGAAAAUAUUCCCAUGAUUUUUCCUCCUUGGCCUCAGGCCCCGAGGUGAGCACUCGGCGCCAACGCUGGGAGGUAGUCGGGUUGUAUACAUAUCAGAAGAACAGGGGAAUUCCAUUCUAGUACUACUUACUUCGAACUCCCUUGACUCGCAAGUUAGGUUUUUAAAAAGGGGUCGCUAGCAAUCU